Molecule: messenger RNA, 3561 nt
Organism: Aspergillus clavatus NRRL 1
Lineage: Eukaryota; Fungi; Ascomycota; Eurotiomycetes; Eurotiales; Aspergillaceae
Product: putative oxysterol binding protein (Osh1)
Exons: 4
Coding region: 1-3561 (1186 amino acids)
Biological process (GO): maintenance of cell polarity; piecemeal microautophagy of the nucleus; exocytosis
Cellular component (GO): intracellular membrane-bounded organelle; nuclear envelope; cytosol
Molecular function (GO): sterol binding; protein binding
Source: RefSeq, a predicted model, not a curated record
AUGUCUUCGGAGACGACCCUAGAGCCGGUUAAUUCCAACCAGAGCGCAGACAAUAUCGAGAAAAUGCCAUCUAUAGCGCAUACAGAACCAGGGAGCUUAACACUCGAACAGUCUGUGCGGACAUUCCGCCUCUUUGAGAUCCUGCGAAGUGGGGACACGAAUGCGAUAUCAAAGGCGAUUAAAGACACAAAAGAACCGGAGAGCCCAAGCGCGCUCACUGGGACGACAAUCUUGCACCUGGCAAUUCAAUGUGCGGAGCCGCAAGUAGUUGAAUUUGUUCUAUCCCUUGGGGAUGAUCUCGAUAUCAACGUCCGCGAUCGCGAUGGUAACACACCCCUUCACCUUGCGGCUCAGCUGGGGAGAGGCCCAUUAGUCCGCGAAUUAUUGAAUCGACCCACCGUCAAUGAUUCAAUAGUGAAUUAUCGUGGUCAGACCGCUCUUGACGUCGCGCGUAAUCCCGAUAUCUUCCAACAGCUCCAGCUCGCACGAUCUCUCUUCAUCGACAGCAAGACUCGUGAGAUACAAUCGCUUGUGGCCCAAGGGGACUACGACAAGCUCGAAAAGGUGUUAGAGGAACCACGUGUUGAAGGAAUUCUGGAUGUGAACAGUUUGGACCUGGUUACUGAUCCAAUUACUGCACAAGCCGGAGGUACAUUGCUACAUGAGGGAGCUCGGAAAAAGGAUACAAAGCUCAUACAGAUUCUACUGAUGCACGGCGCCGAUCCCUUUCGGCGUGAUAAGAAAGGCAAACUGCCCCAGGAUGUCACAAAAGAUGACAGGACGCGAGCCAUUGUAAAGAAAUCCCCUGCAGCAGUAAUUGCGCAGCGCGGUAUCCAGGAGAAAGCCAUCCUUGGGAACAGCUCAGCUCAGGGCGUUUCGGGACGUCCAGGAUCAGGCGAAGCGCCGCUCGUGGGUAAAGAUGCCCGUGAGAUGAGAGGAUAUCUGAAGAAGUGGACGAACUAUACCAGUGGCUACAAGCUGCGGUGGUUCGUACUUGAAGAUGGCGUUCUGAGCUAUUAUAAACAUCAAGACGAUGCUGGCUCUGCCUGUCGUGGGGCAAUCAAUAUGAAAAUAGCUAGGCUCAACAUGGAUGCUCAGGAUAAGACGCGAUUCGAGAUCCAUGGAAAGUCUUCUGUCAAGUACCACCUCAAGGCAAACCAUGUUGUAGAAGCCAAACGUUGGUUUUGGACUUUGAACAAUGCCAUCCAAUGGGCUAAGGAUGAAGCGAAGGAGGAGCAGCGACGCCAAACACAACAAGCUGAGGCACUUCGCCAGGCAAAGAUCGAUCAGAUUGAAGGCCGUACUCCAUCAGAGUGUCCCUCUGAAUCGGCGAACCUUGCCGCCAAAUCGAAUGGAAAGGGACUUGCUCCUCCCUCUCUUGGUGUACCAAGUAGUAGUGGUCACAGACUCAGCACGCAUGCCUCGCGCACAACCCUUGACAGCACUCCUGCAGACGAAGACGGCUCAUUAUACGGCUCGUACGACCAUAGUUUUCUGCAGAACGAAGUGAAUCGAGCAGUCAGUCAUGUGACCAGCGGUCCCGAUAUCGAGGGGGAUGAUGACGACUAUGGCGAUGACGCGUCUAGUCGUGAAUUAAGUCCUUCCGACAAGGAUGCGUUGAAUAUCACUGCGCAGUCAGCGAAACUGCAGCUGGAGAUUCUCGCCAAUGUUGCGUCUGCGCUGCAAGCCGAGAAAUCGAAAACUCCGGACAUGCCAAUUUCGGAUCCUGCUGUUGGCCAGGCCCUUGUUGCUUACGAGGGAGCUGUGAGCAGCUUACAAGGAUUGGUGCAGAAUCUUCUCAAAAUCUCGCGGGAUCGCGACUCAUACUGGCAAUAUCGGCUGAACCGAGAGGCCCAUCUUCGCAAAAUGUGGGAGGAAAGCAUGGCACGAAUUGCACAGGAGCAUGAAGAGUUGCAGUCGAAGAUGGGAGAAUCCGAAGAGAAGCGGAAACGCACCAAGAGAGCGCUCAAAGAGGCCCUUGAAAGUGCAUCUGCACACACCAGUCGCCCCAUCAGCCAAGUCCCUUCUCACAUACAAGUCUCUGGGGAGGAAAACCGUACCGUCACUGAAGGAGAUGGGCUGGAGAAGCAAGCCACUGGAGUCGUUGAAGACACGCAAAAUCAGGAGGACCGAGGGAUCAAAAGGCCUUCCCUGCAACGCAAGAAAUCGGCUCUUUCCCAGAUCGACAGUCUCUACGACUCUGAUUCAGAAGACGACGAUGAUGAGUUCUUUGAUGCAAUCGACGCAGGUGAGAUAAAAGUGGAAGACAUGACAAUCUCGAAAGUCAAGGAUGAAGAAGAAGGGCUCGAGGUUGAAGGUACUGAACUCCGAGCCGUGAGGCGCUCCGACAUAGUUCCCUCGUUUAAGGGAUACGAAGAUCCUAUCAGGACGAGACUUACGAUGGAUAAUGACAAUAGGCCUAAGAUCGGGUUGUGGGGAAUCUUGAAAUCGAUGAUCGGCAAAGACAUGACCAAGAUGACGCUCCCGGUCUCCUUCAACGAACCAACGUCCUUGCUUCAGCGAGUAGCUGAAGACUUGGAGUAUGCCGACCUCCUAGACAUCGCGGCUGACCGAUCUGACUCAAUGGAGCGCUUGGUAUAUGUUGCUGCAUAUGCAGCAAGCGAAUACGCAUCAACCAUUGGUCGUGUGGCGAAGCCUUUCAAUCCUCUUCUUGGGGAAACAUUUGAAUAUGCUAGACCCGACAAGGGCUAUCGUUUUUUUAUUGAGCAGGUUAGCCAUCAUCCACCGAUUGGCGCAGCAUGGGCGGAAUCACCGAAAUGGGAUUAUUGGGGAGAAUCUGCUUUGAAGUCGAAAUUCUACGGGAAAUCAUUUGACAUUAAUCUUCUUGGAACCUGGUUUUUGAAACUCCGUCCGGCGUCUGGCGGGGAGGAGCUCUACACGUGGAAGAAGGUCACCUCAUCUGUUAUUGGAAUCAUCACCGGUAAUCCAACUGUUGAUAACUAUGGAUUGAUGGAGAUCAAGAAUUGGACUACUGGCGAGGUCUGUUAUCUGGAUUUCAAGCCCAGAGGCUGGAAGGCCUCUUCUGCUUACCAGGUGACUGGCAAAGUGGUCGAUCAGGACGGAACACCAAGAUGGAGUAUCGGUGGACGCUGGAAUGACAAGAUCUACGCUCGCCAUACCCCUGGCUUCGAGGCACAAGUGUCUGGUCAAGACCCUGAGUCGGCCAAAACCUUCCUGGUGUGGCAAAGCCACCCUCGACCGAGCGGGAUUCCCUUCAAUCUGACACCGUUUGUGAUCACGCUCAAUGCUCUUCCUGAAAGCCUGAAGGAACAUCUUCCGCCAACUGAUACACGACUUCGUCCGGACCAACGUGCAAUGGAAAAUGGGGAAUAUGACCUUGCUGCUAAUGAGAAACAUCGCGUCGAGGAAAAGCAACGAGCGAAGCGUCGGGAACGAGAAACGAAGGGAGAGGAGUAUCAACCUCAAUGGUUUACCAGGGCCAAGUGUCCCAUCACCGGGGAGGAAUAUUGGUCGCACAAUGGGAAGUACUGGGAGUCCAGGGAGAAGGGCGAUUGGAGCAUCAGUGAAGACAUCUUCUGA